Molecule: messenger RNA, 1497 nt
Organism: Schistosoma turkestanicum
Lineage: Eukaryota; Metazoa; Platyhelminthes; Trematoda; Strigeidida; Schistosomatidae
Source: the annotation of a GenBank genome assembly
AUGGUGUGCAAUAUAUACUUAGAAAAAGUGGCACGCAAGGCUGUUGGGUCGUGUACAGUUUCGAAGGUACCUGUUGUUUAUCAGCACGAGGCGGUGCUUCCAGAACCUCCACAAAAGUAUAUAAGACAGCCAAUCAACUUUUCGAUUUUGGACAAUGUUGGUCAUGGAAUUCCCACCCAAGAUCCGGUUUCUAAUUAUUAUGGACAACCAUUCAUCCAGGCUGCAACACUUAAUCGGCAUGGUAGUUCUUCAGUUAACAGUCAACUUCCUGGGCGGCAGCACAGUACGGUUGCGUGUCGUACAGUAAAUUCAAAACCUUAUCUAGAGUAUGCUGCACCCACUAAUAAUGUGAGACCACAAGUUGGUACAAUGGGAAGGGCAACCGUUAUUUGCCGUGGUGGUAUGUUGCCACCUCAACAGUUCGUAAAUGCAUGUGGACCUACAGUAAUGCAACAUGUACCUAGCGGAAUCAAUUCUUCUGUUUGUAGUAUAUCAUCAAAUUAUGCUCCAAGUUCAGCUUCUUGUGUGAAUAACCGUUCUGUCAACCCAGAUAUUUCGUGUUCAGCAAUGGGUAAUCCCCGGUCACGUAAAUCAAGUGGAUCUUCCGGUGCAGGUUCAAAUGCUGCUCAGUAUCAUCAUGGUCAUUAUGCUCCUGGUCAACCCUGUAUUCAGUCCUCUAACAAUGAACAAAUAAUGCAUCCGUCACACGUAACAUAUAAUAAGCCUACUGUUCAGUCUCAGUAUAUGGCUUCGCAAAUCUCCCACGCUGUCGUUAGUGGGACAUCACAAUCAGCACAUAACAAUAGUGAGGGGCGUCAUUUACUCUCUGAUAGAAAUGAAGUAGUUAUAACCGGUCAAGCGCAUCUACUUCAAAGUCAACAGCAGAAUAAGCGGAUAACUUCAGUACCAGCAAAUAAUUCCCCAGAAAUUGUUCACUCUCAGCAAUUAAAAACUCAACAGCAAACAAUUCAACAACAACUACCACAAUAUCAGCAGAAUGUUCGAGAUUCAGUAAUUUACCAAAAACAAUCAACAUUGGAAAUAGACGAAAACCUAACUAAGAUGAGUCAGUUAAAUAUUGCCAAUCAAGCUGCUCCAAACACGCAGCCGCAACACCAAACUGUCAAUGAACCUGAUGAACAUUUAACCAUACCGCCUCCUGGCGCAUUCCGCUAUGAUAGUGAACAAGAAUCUCAAAUUAGUCAAAUCAAAGGACAAAAAAAAAGUUUCAAAGAUCCUGCAUGGGCACCUGACUUCUAUAUUGAGAAAGGCCAGUCUUGCUUAUCGCCAUUAUUUACCUACAUUAGUGAAAUGCAACCCAAAGUUCCUUUUUUAAAUGAAUGCUUCGCCCCUUGAAAUCCGUUAACACAAAUAACGAAUUUUGACUAGCAUUCAGAAUCCAAAGGACGGUAUAAACCAGAUCAGAUUGAUAAUGAUAGCAUGUGCACUUUUAAGUCUUUGCAUUUUUCAACGAAAUUCCUAAAAUUUGACUACCCA